UAGGCAACCAGUUCAUCGCAGCUCAGCCUCCGAGGGUCUCUGUGAGCAGUCGCAAUUGUGGCCGACCAAAACAUUCAACGAGUUACGCUCGAUUCCAGAGAUUACUCGCAGCUCAGUGAAAAUGUAUCACUUACUUUUCAAGUAUUCCGUAAAUUUUUCUAAGUCUGUUGCAGGUGUCUAUUGGCAGUUGGCCAGCUCACAUUGCGCUCCUUAGCCAGCAAGACAAGAACAAAGCGAUUCAAAGAUGUACAGUAUGAACCUGGUUGCUGGGCACUCUUCGUUAACAAGGCCUGCGGUUCGCCACCAUUGCUCUACAAACUGGGCUUAACAGCCGUUCCCGGUAUUAUUUCGGUCGGCCAGCCAGCCGCCCUUACUGCGUCCCUCCCUGUUGUUAGGGUGAUGCCGAUUGCCCCGAGUUUGUCUGUUUUCUUACAGCUCAAAUGGCCGUUCGCUGGUUAUGCAGCCUCUUCGGGAAGCCCUUUGACGGUGGCAAGAGGAUGGAAGUGAACAACCAGCACCCUUCCAUGGCACGUCUCCUCGAGCUGCAGAACCAGGUGUCCUCGCUGGGCCAGCAGGUGUGCGCCUUCAGCGGGCUGCAGAGUGACCGCGAGUAUCGGCGCCUGGAGCGCGAGCUGAGCCGCCUACAGGUGGAGGUGGACCAGGUGGAGACGGAGGGCCGUGCCCAGCUGCAGCAGGCGCGUAAGCGGGCGGCCCAGGAGGUCGAGGGGCUGCUGCGGCUCCUGGAAGAGAACGCAACGCACCCUUCGCGUCUGGCCAUCGAGGAGCUGAGUCAGGAGGCCCAGCGGCUGGUGGACGAGGGCGUGGUGGCGCCCCAGCGGGCCGGCGCCGCCGAGAUCAGCGACGAGCUCGUGGACGCCCUCCAGGAGCUCGUGCUGCGGCUCACCCAGGUGAAGACGGGGGGCCGCGUGUCCCUGCGCAAGGCCCGUUACCGGGCGCUGACCCGCCUCUGCGCCGUACAGGAGGUGGUGGAAGGCCGCACGCGCCAGCAGACGCUGCCUCUAUCGGAGGACACCCACGCCGCCGUGCAGCACAUCAACCAGGUGAUGGUGCAGGUGAGCAACGCCCGCAGCCAGUUGGUGGCGCUGCUCAUGGGCCUCAGCGGGCGCGACAGCUGCGCCCACCUGUCCCGCGUCCUCACCGAGAUGCUGGUGGAGCUGGACGCCCUGGAUGUUUCGGACAACGCGGCAGUGCGCAACUACCGCAAGCAGGUCGUGGAGGAGAUCAACGGGCUGCUCAAGCACCUGGACCUGGAGGGCGAAGGGGAUGACACGCACAGGUACGACCUGGCUCAGAACGACUCCAUCCGGCAGAUCGAGGCCGUGCGAGGCCGUGUCUUCCAGCUGCAGGCCGAGGUGCUGAGGCAGAGCCAGACCGGCGAGCUCGCUUUCCGGCCCAAGGCGGAGCUGCAGGGCCUCCUCACCCACCUGGACGAGGUGGACACCGCUCGCAACCCCUGCAUCCGCGAGGCUCGCCGGCGCGCCGUCCUCGAGGUACAGGCCGUCAUCACGUUCCUGGACCUGUGGGAGGCGCUGGCGAGGCGGCUGCCCGGCUCCGAGGAGCACCCCUCGCACCGGGCCGUGUGGCAGGUGCUGGCCAGCCUGUCGGAGCUGCAGGCCCAGGUGCUGGGCUUUGAUGGCAAGCGGGCCGACAAGAGCUACAUGAUGUUGGAGGAGCUGCUCACUAAACAGCUGCUGACCCUGGACGCUGUGGACACCCAGGGCGACGAAAGCACCAAAGUGGCCCGCAAGCAGGCGGUCAAGAUCGCCCAGAACAUCCUCAGUUAUCUUGACAUGAAAACAGAUGAGUGGGAGUACUGACCCAUCUGAGCCCCCCCCACCCCCCAAACCCUCCACCCC
This is a messenger RNA of Scleropages formosus (Asian bonytongue), 1877 nucleotides long. It is a transcript of the gene bag5, whose product is annotated as BCL2 associated athanogene 5. NCBI's taxonomy places the organism in Eukaryota, Metazoa, Chordata, Actinopteri, Osteoglossiformes, Osteoglossidae. Gene Ontology annotation, molecular function: adenyl-nucleotide exchange factor activity; protein-folding chaperone binding. Bases 441 to 1838 code for a protein of 465 amino acids. The record is from RefSeq and is a predicted model, not a curated record. Gene Ontology annotation, cellular component: nucleus; membrane; cytosol. Gene Ontology annotation, biological process: regulation of inclusion body assembly; negative regulation of protein ubiquitination; protein stabilization. The transcript is spliced from 3 exons.